This is a messenger RNA of Penicillium chermesinum, 1608 nucleotides long. RefSeq names its product FAD-binding oxidoreductase. Gene Ontology annotation, cellular component: mitochondrion. Bases 1 to 1608 code for a protein of 535 amino acids. Gene Ontology annotation, biological process: lactate catabolic process. The record is from RefSeq and is a predicted model, not a curated record. NCBI's taxonomy places the organism in Eukaryota, Fungi, Ascomycota, Eurotiomycetes, Eurotiales, Aspergillaceae. The transcript is spliced from 3 exons. Gene Ontology annotation, molecular function: D-lactate dehydrogenase (cytochrome) activity; D-lactate dehydrogenase (NAD+) activity; FAD binding.
AUGCGUCUCCGCAUCUUCGGCUGGGCUAGAACCCUGCGCGGUGGCAAGAGACUUCAUACACAACUGGGAUUACCACGAGGUCUGGCGACAGCGCCAACACGGUCACCAUCGUCCGGGAUUACUUAUGGUGUCGCGGGAGUGGCCAUUGGCGCGGCCGCGGCAACAUUGGGAUUUUAUAGCCUAAACCGCGCUGAGCGGAGUUCUACCCAGCCCACUCUGAAAUAUGCGGAUAAGGCGACUAUGCUCAAGGCCGCUAAAGAAAUCCAAGCCGCGCUAGGAGAAGACUCGGUCAACACUGACGGAGAUGAUCUCGAGACCCACGGCUUCUCAGAAGCCUCAACGUCGAAUGUCGACACCCGCCCGGUCGCCAUCAUCACACCGUCUAGCACCGAAGAUGUCUCGCUCAUCGCAAAAAUAUGCACGAAAUACGAAAUCCCCAUGAUUCCAUUCGGCGCCGGCUCCAGCGUGGAAGGCCAUUUCAGCGCCCCGUACUCCGGGUUCAGCAUUGACUUUUCGCGCAUGGACAAGAUCCUACAGAUCAACGACGAGGACAUGGAUGUGGUGGUCCAGCCGGGCGUGAACUGGGUGAAUUUGAACAACACCCUGAAGCCGAGCGGCUUCCCGACGGCGCUGAUCGGGGGCAUGGUGGCGACCAAUUGCAGCGGCACAAACGCCAUGCGCUACGGCACUAUGAAAGACUAUGUUGUCAAUCUCACGGUGGUGCUUGCCGAUGGCUCAGUGAUCAAGACGCGCCGCAGGCCGCGGAAGACAUCUGCAGGGUACAAUCUGAAUGGCCUCUUUACUGGGUCUGAGGGCACCUUGGGUAUCAUCACGGAGGUCACUCUGAAGCUGGCAAUCAUUCCAACGCACUUUGGCGUAGCAACUACGGCUUUCCCUUCAGUUGAAGCGGCGACCAAGGCAGCAACCUCAAUGAUCCGGCGAGGCGUAUCGCUGGCGGCACUUGAAUUGAUGGAUGACGUACAGAUGCGGGUGGUGAAUCAGACUGGAGGAACAGGGGGCAAGAAGUGGCCGGAGCGACCGACGUUGUUUAUCAAGUUUUCGGGCUCGGCGAGAGCGGUGGAGGAUAGCAUCAAAGCGGCGAAGCAAAUAUCUACGGAGCACGCGGGAUCCAGCUUUUCGGCGGCUCUGGACGAGCCCACGAUGGAAGCGCUCUGGUCGGCGCGAAAGCAAGCGCUUUGGGCGAUGCUCGCGGUACGACCUGAGGGCACCCAGAUCUGGUCCACGGACGUCGCUGUGCCGCUGUCCAGCUUGGCGGAAAUAGUCCAAAGGUCUAAGGCAGAUGCGUCGAAGCUGGGCCUGUUCUCAAGUGUUUUGGGCCAUGUUGGGGACGGCAACUUCCAUCAGUCCGUGAUGUAUAACCCGGAUCUUCCGGAGCAAGUGGAAGGGGUCCAGAAAUGCGUUGAUACCAUGGUCUCCCGCGCUCUGGAAAUGGAGGGCACGGUUUCUGGCGAACAUGGGAUUGGUCUCGGGAAGAAGCACUGCCUUGCAAAAGAGUUGGGUGAGCAAACAAUUGGUGUUAUGCGGACCCUGAAGCGGAGCUUGGAUCCACACUGGCUGCUGAAUCCGGGAAAAAUUGUCGAUCCCUAG